CUCCUUUUAAUCUGCAUGGCUACGGAACAGCUAGCUAGCUAAAUCAGCAGAUUUUGUGACUACACCAAGGAAAAUCGAAUAUACUUAAUUAAUUUGCAAUAAUCAUCGGAAUGGCAGAGGCAAUACAAAAGAAAUUACAGUCCGAGUUGGAAAAAUACCAACAGAUCCAGAAAGAUGUCAGUAAAAGCAUGUCAGCCCGACAGAAACUUGAGGCUCAGCUUACAGAGAAUAACAUAGUUAAAGAGGAGCUAGAUUUGUUGGACAGCCAGAAUAUAGUUUACAAGUUAAUUGGACCAGUCCUGGUGAAGCAAGAUCUAGAUGAAGCAAAGGCAACAGUGGCCAAGAGGCUCGAGUACAUCAACGGAGAAAUAAAACGUUAUGAGACAUUAUUGAAAGAGAUGGAGCGAAAGUCUGAACAGCAUCGUGAGGUCCUUGCCAGCCUGCAGCAAGAGUACCAACGUGCUCAAGGUCUUCCUGUUGGCAAAGCUUGAUUUGUGAAAGGAUUAUAAAUAAACCCCAUUAUUUAGA
Messenger RNA from Neoarius graeffei (lesser salmon catfish), 528 nucleotides. It is a transcript of the gene pfdn6, whose product is annotated as prefoldin subunit 6. The record is from RefSeq and is a predicted model, not a curated record. NCBI's taxonomy places the organism in Eukaryota, Metazoa, Chordata, Actinopteri, Siluriformes, Ariidae. Gene Ontology annotation, biological process: chaperone-mediated protein complex assembly; protein folding. The transcript is spliced from 4 exons. Bases 111 to 491 code for a protein of 126 amino acids. Gene Ontology annotation, cellular component: cytoplasm; prefoldin complex. Gene Ontology annotation, molecular function: protein-folding chaperone binding.